Messenger RNA from Hippoglossus stenolepis (Pacific halibut), 3731 nucleotides. It is a transcript of the gene slc71a2a, whose product is annotated as major facilitator superfamily domain containing 14Ba. Lineage: Eukaryota; Metazoa; Chordata; Actinopteri; Pleuronectiformes; Pleuronectidae. Gene Ontology annotation, biological process: transmembrane transport. The transcript is spliced from 13 exons. Gene Ontology annotation, cellular component: membrane. The record is from RefSeq and is a predicted model, not a curated record. Gene Ontology annotation, molecular function: transmembrane transporter activity. The coding region runs from base 1 to 1767 and encodes 588 amino acids.
AUGGAUCAGCUCGGUCCCGACAGGAAGUCCUGUCUCAAACGUCACGGAGGAUCUUCACCGGGACAAGUUGAGGAUUGUAUCCGUCACGGUUUAAAUUUUAUCUCGGUUAUUUUUAAUCCGUUAGCUCGGGUUAGCCUCUCCGGGGCUAAAGAAGGACACAUCCUGGAAGCCCCCGGGGAACCGCGGAUAUCCACCCAGCAUGGGUGCUUCGUGACCCGCGGCAGGUGCGAGGAGAUGCCGGGGGAAGCGGCGGCGGCGCCCGGGAGGGUGGUGCUGGUCAAGAAGAUCAUCAUGAAGGACGGAUCCGCGUUCCAGCAGGGUAUCGGCCGACCCAGUGUGUAUCACGCCGUGGUGGUGAUCUUCCUGGAGUUCUUCGCCUGGGGUCUUCUCACCAUGCCCAUGCUCACUGUUUUACAUGAAACGUUUCCUCAGCACACGUUUCUGAUGAAUGGACUCAUUCAGGGUGUGAAGGGUCUGCUGUCGUUCAUGUCCGCUCCUCUGAUUGGUGCGCUGUCGGACGUGUGGGGCCGACGCUCCUUCCUGUUGGUCACCGUCUUCUUCACUUGCGCUCCGAUCCCUCUGAUGAGGCUCAGCCCCUGGUGGUACUUCGCCAUGAUCUCCAUGUCUGGAGCGUUCUCUGUCACCUUCUCUGUCAUCUUCGCCUACGUCUCCGACGUGACGACAGCGAGAGAGAGGAGCACAGCCUACGGUCUGGUGUCGGCGACCUUUGCAGCCAGCCUGGUGACGAGUCCGGCCAUCGGGGCGUAUCUGUCCGCCUGGUACGGGGACAACCUGGUGGUCCUGUUGGCCACGCUGAUCGCUCUGGCCGACAUCGGCUUCAUCCUGCUCGCCGUGCCCGAGUCCCUGCCGGACAAGAUGAGGCUCAACACGUGGGGGGCGCCGAUCUCCUGGGAGCAGGCCGACCCCUUCGCUUCGCUGAGGAAAGUGGGUCAGGACCCGACCAUCUUACUGAUCUGCAUCACUGUGUUCCUGUCGUACCUGCCGGAGGCCGGACAGUACUCCAGCUUCUUCCUCUACCUGAGACAGGUCAUAAAUUUCUCCUCCACAACCAUCGCUGUGUUCAUUGGAGUGGUGGGGAUUCUGUCCAUCAUAGCACAGACUCUCUUCCUCACGCUGCUGAUGAGAACUCUGGGUAAUAAGAACACGGUUCUGUUGGGUUUGGGUUUCCAGAUCCUGCAGCUGGCCUGGUACGGCUUCGGAUCAGAGCCAUGGAUGAUUUGGGCAGCAGGAGCUGUAGCAGCAAUGUCCUCCAUCACCUUCCCAGCUGUUUCUGCUCUGGUGUCGCACUCAGCUGAUCCUGACAAACAAGGUGUGGUUCAGGGGAUGAUCACUGGGAUCAGGGGUCUGUGUAACGGUCUGGGUCCGGCUCUGUACGGAUUCAUCUUCUUCCUCUUCAACGUUGAGCUCAACACCAUCGACCCCAUCCAGGGAGAGUUCAACGUCGACCCGCUGCCUCUGGAGAGUCCCACUGAGCGAGCGCUCAUCCCCGGCCCGCCCUUCCUGUUGGGUGCGUGCACCGUGGUGGUCGCCUUCUUCGUGGCUCUCUUCAUCCCAGACAAACCCUCCUGCUCCUCCUCUUCCUCCCACCUGUCCCUCAGCGACAAGCCACACCCGGACAGCAAAGAGUCCAUGUCCUCGCUGGCUGGCGUCCACAUCAACACGCCGCUCCCGGGCAGCGACGAGGAGGCCCCUCCCACCACUAGCGACGAGGACUUUGAGCCUCUGCUGCAGGACAGCAUCGUUUGACGGACAGGUACAAGAGCCACAGAGGGUGGGGCUUACGUUUAUAGUUUCACUGAUUGACAUUUAGCAAAAAAAAGAUGAAGAUUUUUGCCGCAGGGUGGAACUAAGUACUUUCAAAGUCAGACAGCGAGGAGCUCCAACAGCAUUGUUCCUCCACCAGAAGGAGGAGCUAAUGCCACAGGUCAGGAGCAGAGACAGUAACAUCACGUGAGCGACCAAUGAGGACGGUUCUUCAACGAAGGGGCGGGAGCAAAGAGCUGCAAAUAAGAUGUCAUUAUUAUUUUUCUGAAUGGAGGAGACGGAUACAAUUUUGUGAUUGACAGACGGACGUGGGACUCAAACGACGACCACGGGUGAAACCAUCAUGUGAUUGAGAGGACGAGGAACCAGCUGUCAAUCAUGUCAAGAGAGAGAGACGUGCUCGUUCACCUUAAAGCUUGAAGUUGUUGAUUGUUUUUUUUAUUUGUGAUAAACAAGAAAAAAGUAUUUUUACCUUCAGCUGUUUUAUUUUAACGUUGUAUUUUAAUGUCGUGUUUCAUUUUUUACUGUUUUUUGUAUAAAGUCUGCAGCAUAUUUACUUUUUUCCAUAUUUCCAGAGUUUAGGGAUUUGUAUUCUUUUUAAAUGUCUGAGUUAUUGAUGCCAAGGAAUGAAUGUGAAGAUCUGAGAGAUGAGACGACUGAAGUCCAACAUCUUCAAGUAUCUAGUUUAAUGGUCAUUUUCAUUGGUGCAAGCACUGCAUUUUGGGCAUUAGUAUAUUUAUUGCUAAUAUUUUAGGGAAUUACGAGAAACUAAAUCAUUUCAGUUAGAAAAAGGACCUCAGUGUAUAAGCUCCACUCCUGACUUCACCAGGUGUUUGUCACUACCUCAGAUAAAUGUUUUUAAAUCAUACAUAACCUGGAUUCACUCCUUUUCCAUCACUUUUAUUUUUAUAUCAUUGUCACUUUAUGAAACAGCUGCUGGCUGCUGACAGUGGAAAAACCUCAGAGCUGCAAAAUAGUUUUUUAGCUCACUUAAAAUUAUUUUAUGACUAAUGUCACUAGUUGGCAGGACGACACCACAGAGUUGUGUAGCUUGGAUUCAAACUUGUACCAAACCAGAUACUCUUGAGUGUACUUGUACUUAUAUGCGAGGCAGCCAUGACGUGUACACGUAGUUAAAAACAAGUAUAUUUAUGGCAUUGCAAGUGUUUUUCCUUUACACCAUGAGAUCUUUGAACUGGACUUUCUGGUGUGUUGCAGGUUUGAGGUUUUUCUGUCUGACAGCAGUGAAAAUCCUGCGAAUGAAUUUAUACUUGAAGCAUCAGACAGAGAUUCUACGAGAGUUUAACAGAGUUUAAGUGGCACAGAGUUAUUUUCCUUUAUGACCUUAAAAUGUACAUGAAAUAAUGUGAAUAUUUUGGUUUGUAUAUAAUGUAAAAGUGAAGUCUGGUUUAUGAGAAGGUUUCCUUCAGCGUUUUUGUCCUGUGAUGCUCAAUGGCACUAAAACAGUGGGUGGAGGUGGUGGAGGGGGUUCAAUUCCUCUUGUGCAGCUAAACUGUCAAAAAGAAAUUUGUUCAGAUCAGACUUGGGAACAGAUACAUAAUCCCCCCCGCUUCUGUUAUUUACACCUGACUGUGUUUACAUGCACACUGGUUUCUGAUCCUGUCACAUGUUUAUUUUUAUCCCCAGCUUUUAAAUUUCAUUAAUGAAUCCACCACUUUUAUUCAUUUAAACAUUAAAACAUCUGCAUUUCAUUGACUUUUCUUAAUCUGUGCAAAUCUACAGAUGAUAAUUGGGACAUUAGUGUGCAUCUAAAUACUGAAGUGUGAUUUAAUUCAGAUGGUUCAGUGCCAGUGGAACUGUAAAUACAUGGACUGAAUGUAUGUGAGCAAAGCAAAUGUACACAAAGAUUCACUGUAAAUACACUUUGUCUAGUGUCUCGUCUGAAAGUGUACAAGGUUAAUGGAAAUUAAAAAGGAACAACACGA